Messenger RNA from Synchytrium microbalum, 1239 nucleotides. RefSeq names its product inositol-pentakisphosphate 2-kinase (gene IPK1). The record is from RefSeq and is a predicted model, not a curated record. The transcript has 8 exons. Gene Ontology annotation, molecular function: inositol-1,3,4,5,6-pentakisphosphate 2-kinase activity; ATP binding. NCBI's taxonomy places the organism in Eukaryota, Fungi, Chytridiomycota, Chytridiomycetes, Synchytriales, Synchytriaceae. Gene Ontology annotation, biological process: inositol phosphate biosynthetic process. The coding region runs from base 1 to 1239 and encodes 412 amino acids. Gene Ontology annotation, cellular component: nucleus.
AUGAACGUGAUUUCGGAGGAGCGACCUGAACUCUUGAAACCGGACUUAUGGAGCUUCCGUGGUGAAGGAAAUGUGAAUCUGGUGCUGUCUUACAUUGGAGGAGAUCAUUGGGCUUCAGGAAUGGUUUUGCGUCUUGAAAAAGAACGUAAAUCCGAUGCAGAAUACAUUCCUAGCUCGUUUGAGCUGAUUACCUAUGCACGUCAGACUACGCAACGGUUGCUGGGAUCUAAAUAUGUUGAUUCUCUGGCUCUACUUCAAGUCAAAAAGGACUUUCUGCAGGAUUUGGCUGAAAUGAUUCAACCACUGCGGACAGAUCAUCGUAAACAACAAUCACUGGAUACGACCAAAGAUGUCGGAAUCCUCAUGAGAGAUCAUACGCAAUUCAAGUGGCCUCCAGCGCUGGAUAUGAAGUUUCCGUCCGAGUUGUGUCUUGAACUUAAGUUAAAAUGGGGAUUCCUACCUAAAGGAGAAGUCUCUCCAGUCAAGAAGCAAGCCUGUAGAUUCUGUAGAAUGCAGGCUUUCAGAGUUGCUCGAAAUAAGGACUACAUUCCUUGCAGUUUCUGCCCAUUGGAUGUGUUUUCAGGAGACGAGACAAGGAUGGUUGAAGCUUUUCAAGAUUUGUAUCGAGUCCCGCAUACUUACAUGCGUGCAUUUGUCGAUGGUACCGCCGUAGAUAGUUGCAGUGACGCUUUUGUGACUUUCAUAAGCAAGUUUAUGCGAGAUGAUAACAAAGAUUCUGCUCUGGAUCGUUUAUGGACUCUUGCUGCCAAAGCACUGAAAAAGGAUGGAAUUUUGAACCUAGUCAAGCUCCACCAGAGUGAGCUGGACUCGCUAGACAUUGAAGUCUUGUACCCUUUGCUCUUGCGGCAUAACGUGCCACUAGUAAAUCCAAACGUUGAAAACUGGAAGAGAAUCGUAGAGACGUAUCUGGAAAAAAGAGUGCCAUCGAGUUCUGCUUCCGCUGAAGCACUUCGACAACGCCUUUACGAGUUUUGUAUCAGCACUACUUUGAAGGAUAUCUCUAUCUUUGUGACGAUGACUGAAAAGCUUUCUGACUCGGUUCAACCAACGGAUGGAGAUGGUGCAGUUGGAAUUGGUGACCAAGAAUACGCUUUCAAAGUUCGUGUCGCAGAUCUUGAUCUCAAAAGUGCUACAAAAGUCAAAAAGUACUUUGAACAAGAUCGUGACAUUGUAAAUGAUUUUGUCAAGUCUAAAUCGACUCGUGUUUGCAUCUCAUGA